This is a messenger RNA of Sarcophilus harrisii (Tasmanian devil), 2131 nucleotides long. It is a transcript of the gene WAS, whose product is annotated as WASP actin nucleation promoting factor. Gene Ontology annotation, biological process: actin filament polymerization. NCBI's taxonomy places the organism in Eukaryota, Metazoa, Chordata, Mammalia, Dasyuromorphia, Dasyuridae. Gene Ontology annotation, cellular component: cytoplasm; actin filament. Gene Ontology annotation, molecular function: microtubule binding; actin binding. The record is from RefSeq and is a predicted model, not a curated record. The coding region runs from base 515 to 1981 and encodes 488 amino acids. The transcript is spliced from 11 exons.
UUCAGAUACUGAACCAACUCCCCAACAGCUUUGAUCACAGAACCGACCAGAUCCUCCUCCCGUGGGCCUAUUCCCAGAACAGCUUGUUUUUCCUUAUUGAGCCAGAGAUGGGAAGGGAAGAAAAGCAGAAGACAGAAAGGGACCGGAAGGGAGCGAGGAUUAGAGCCGGGCAGUGGAGAGCACAGCUCCGGCCUCUGCUGGGGGCCUCUUCCUGUGCUCCUUCCUCUUUGGGGGGGACACUGACGGUCUUACAGACCGGAGAGGGAACCAUGACAGAAGAGAGGGAUGAAGAGAGAAUGGUGAGAGGAAGCCAGAGCCCGAGAAAGGGAGCUCAGGAGACCCGACAUUGAAGCCGGCCCUGGCAGGAAGGGCCAGGCUAGGGUGGGGGCCCCAGGAGGCCAUUGGUUGGGAUUGGGGCAAUGUGGUUUUCUUAGCUUCCUGUUCACUGGGUGCGGAAGUUCCCCUUCUUACCCGACACUGCUACUACUUGGGAAGGCAAGAAGGAGAGGCCACCAUGAGCCGGGGACCUCGGGGAUCCGGGGGGGCCCCGCAACAGCAGAACGUGCCCUCUGGCCUCCUGCAGGACCACGAGAACCAACGGCUGUUUGGCCUCCUGGGCCGAAAGUGCUGGACCCUGGCAACCUCAGUGGCCCAGCUGUACCUGGCACCCCCCAGCAUGGGCGGGCGCUGGCACAAGGAACUGAGUGGAGCCAUCUGCUUCGUGAAGGACAACCCUCGCCGGUCCUACUUCAUCCGCCUCUAUGGCCUCCAGGAAGGACGACUCCUCUGGGAGCAGGAAAUCUACACUCAGCUGGUCUACUCCGCCCCCACCCCAUUCUUCCACACCUUCCCUGGCGAUGACUGUCAGGCAGGCCUGAACUUUGCUGAUGAGACCGAGGCACAAGCCUUUCGAGCUCUGGUGGAGGAGAAAAUCCAGAAACGAAGCCAGAAGCAGAAUGCUGGAUCUCUCAGCACAGAAAGAAGAGGGGGCUCAACACCCCUUCCUUCCCAACCCAGUGGAGACCUCAGUGUCCCAGCCAGUACCCUGGGCUCCCCAUCUCUGGGCCUGGUUGCUGUGGACAUACAGAACCCGGAUAUCACAUCCUCAAGGUACCGGGGGCUCCCUGCACCGACUCCUUCUCCCCCGGACAAGAAGCGCUCAGGGAAAAAGAAAAUCAGCAAGGCCGACAUCGGGGCCCCCAGUGGAUUCAAGCACGUCAGCCAUGUCGGAUGGGACCCUCACAGCGGAUUCGAUGUCAAUAACCUGGACCCGGACCUGCGGAGCCUCUUCUCCAGGGCUGGGAUCAGCGAGGCUCAGCUGACGGACGCAGAGACCUCGAAGCUCAUUUAUGACUUCAUUGAGGACCAGGGCGGGCUAGAAGCCGUCAGAGAGGAGAUGAGGCGGCAAGGCCCUGUUCCACCCCCUCCACCCCCAUCUCGUGCUGGGGCCCCUCAGCGGUCCCCUGGCUCCUCUGUGGCUGGGAGCCGGGGGGGCCGGUCAGGACCCCUCCCCCCAGUACCCUCUGGGACCGGCGGGAUCCCCAGUGUGCCUCCACCAGUUCCACGGGGACCCCCGCCUCCUCCCGGCCGUGGCGGUCCCCCCCCUCCUCCACCACCUACCUCCCACUUGGGGCCACCAGCACCACCGCCGCCGCCGCCAACGCCCGGGUCGGGGCCUCCGCCCCCUCCGCCACCCCCGCCGCCGCCUCCUCCGCCAUCUGCGCCUUCGUCGGGAGGGACCGCGGCCGCGGCCCCGGCCCCUCGAGGUCGAGGGGCCUUGCUUGAAGAGAUCCGCCAGGGCAUUCAGCUCAACAAGACUCCAGGGGCCCAGGAAAUCCCAGCUCCCCCUCCCCCAAGCUCUGAGGGCCUGGUGGGGGCCCUCAUGCACGUCAUGCAAAAGCGGAGCAAAGUCAUCCACUCUUCAGAUGAAGGGGAGGACCAGGGUGGUGAGGAGGAUGAGGAAGACGAAUGGGAAGAUUAAGCAAACCCUGGCCUGUGGAAGAGCAGCCUCUCCCUGCCGCCUGGCCUAAGCGCGCCUCUCCCUUCUCAGAGUUCAGCUCCCACCUCCCCCAUGUGUCCCCUGCAUUGUAAAAACAAUGACAGUUUUGAGAAAUAAACCUUCUGCUAACUA